AUGGAGCAGCCACACUCCGCAUUGCCGAUUGCAGCCGCCGUGGCAGCAGUGUACUCUGCCGCAGCCUUGCUGUUUGCUCACUGGUCGUUCUCCACGACGGCCGUGGCCUGUGCUUUGCCGUUGGUUCUACUGGCGUCAGCCCUUGCCGCCCGAGCCAUCCGAGGUGAUCCGGCCACUUUGAAGGGGAUUGAGGUUGGACUGACUGAGCGAGGGCUCUUUCAUCAGGCGGGCGAUCUGAUAGGCGGCGACCGCUUGAACCGGCCUCGCUUCCUUCUCGUGGCCAUGCCCAUCAACCACUUCGGAGAGCGGGUCCGCUGGGCACUUGAUCUCAUCGGCGCCCCCUAUGAAGAGUACACAGUGGGAGGCUUGAUUUCGGCCUUCUUGAGGGGCCGUAGUGUGCCGCAACUCAUCGAUCGCAAGACCUGCAGCCUGAUCGGCAACAGCGACGAGUGCCUCGCAUAUCUCAGCGCCGCCUAUGUCCCAAGCAUCACCGAUGCCCGUCUCCGGUCCAAGGCCAUCUCCUUCCUUCGCAACGAUGAGCAGACCGCGGCCUGGGAUGUGAAGCUGAACCAACUUGGGCAUCUGGUUCAAGGUUGGGCUUACUUCUACGUCUUGGACCCUGACACUACGCCGGAGGGAUGUUUGACUGCUUGGGGUGGCUACGAGCCCAUGGUGCCUCUAACGCACCGCGUCAUACUACGUCUGGGCCAUCCCUUCUUCAGGUUUUUCAUGAGGAUGGCCUUCGAGCUGUCCAGUCCGGAUGUGCGAGAUCGGCGGCGGAAGAUGAUUGAUGCCAUUUUGGAUGAAGCUGACUCGGCCCUUUCGAAGCAAAAGUACUUGACUGGCGAUGAGCUGUCCCAUGUCGACAUCACUUUCAGUGCGCUCGUUGCUCCACUGCUCGCCGGCCGACUGGUUCUCGCUCCUCAGUCUUCCUAUGCCAAGGGCCGAUUCAGCUCCUUCAAUGGUGCGAUGAAGAGGAUGUCGGACAGGUGGCCACAGGCUCUUGCUGAGUUUGAGCUAAACCUUCUGAAAAGGCCGUGUGCGAAGCACGUCAUAUCCCUCUAUGAGGUUCUGCGCUCCAAGCAGCUGUAA
Messenger RNA from Symbiodinium natans, 1092 nucleotides. Lineage: Eukaryota; Dinophyceae; Suessiales; Symbiodiniaceae. The record is from the annotation of a GenBank genome assembly.